CAUGGUUGCCACCUGAGGGCAGAAUUAAGGCUGUGUUUACUGAGGAAAACACAGGCUCCGCUGCACACAGAUCCUUCAGGCACCAUGAAGACGACAGGCGUGUUGCUGCUGUUUGCUCUAGCCCUUUGCUGCAUCCCAGAUACUGAUGCACUGCAGGGCUACUGCAGUGACUACCUGGUACCCAGAGCUGUCUGUACUAUGGAGUACCUCCCACACUGUGGGUCUGAUGGCGUAACAUACGGCAAUAGAUGCUUAUUCUGCAAUGCAUUCCUGCGAAGCCGUCAGACUCUUCGCUUGAGACAUCUUCAAGCGUGUUAACUUCUCGGCAGGCUUCAGCUCAGAAAGAGGAGUCCUCCCUGGCGAUGUUCCCUAUGGCAGAUGCUCCCCUAAAGCCUUGUCCUGAACCUUGAAAGCUCCUGAUGAAUCUUGAAACCUCUGCUUAAUAAAAAAAGCC
This is a messenger RNA of Harpia harpyja (harpy eagle), 454 nucleotides long. RefSeq names its product ovomucoid-like. The coding region runs from base 85 to 318 and encodes 77 amino acids. The transcript is spliced from 4 exons. The record is from RefSeq and is a predicted model, not a curated record. Gene Ontology annotation, molecular function: protein binding; serine-type endopeptidase inhibitor activity. Lineage: Eukaryota; Metazoa; Chordata; Aves; Accipitriformes; Accipitridae.